AUGUCCGCCGACGCGGAACCCACACCUGCCGAAAGGGACGAUGCCCACUUCACCACCACCAGUCGCGAACGAUCCAAGGAUGCCGCAAGCGAUAGCGACACGUCUUCGAGCGACGUCGAGACGCCCGCGUCGGACCAAGCGACAGAAUGGCUCGCCACGGGUCGAAAACGACGCUCCACCGCGGGCAACAGAAUGAAGUCCAUGCUCGCCAACGAGGAACCCGACUCGGACCUGGAGCUCCUCUUCGCUGAGGACGACGAUGACCAAGGCUUCAGCGAGGUGGGCGACGACGCGUCUGACGUGCACAUGGACUCUUCCUCGGACGAGGACGAGGACGACAAGAACGGCGCCCAGGUCGACGAGCUCGAGGGCGAGAAGGAGCUGGAACGCAAGGAAAAGGCACAACGCGCCGCCGCGCGGAAACGCAAGGCCACAGACGCCAUCCCCUCGAGAUUCCGGAAAAAGGUCCGCGUCGACGCGACCCCGCAGCGACAGGUCGUCCCGCCGCCCGCGCCACGUCCGAAGAAGAAGUCGGAGCGGACAUCGUGGCUGCCCACGACGUCCGACUUGCCCACGCGCGCCUCCUCCCGCUCCACGACCCGCAUGUCCAAAGAGCAGCUGCACGCGCAGAUGGAGGAGCGCGAGGCGCGACGCCUCAAGCAGAUGGAGCACAUGGCCAAAAAGGCCGCCAAAGCCGAGGCCAUGAAGAAGCCGCCAAUGACGCAGGAAGAGAGGCUCCGCGAGGCGGCGCUGGUGGAGAAGCGGAACGCAAAGAGCCUCAAUCGGUGGGAGGAGGCAGAAAAGUCGCGCGAGGACGAGCGAAAGGCCAAGCUGGCCGCACUCAACAACCGAACAUUGAAAGGGCCCGUCAUCACCUUUUGGAGCGGCACGAGGGCGUGGAAAGACGGUGGCCUGACGAGCUAUGUUGUUAUGGAGGAGAAGCCGAAAAGAAAGGAGCGGAAGCCCAAGGACAAGGACAAGGACAAGGCGAAACCAAAUGGCAGCGGUCCGACCCCGGUUACAAAUGGCACAGGACUCCCGAAAGAGAUUCCGUCGAAAUCCGAAAACGGGGAUGUGUCAACGCCAGUCAAGGAGGAGCAGGGGACUUCAAAUCAAGCAAACGGGACUCUAGAAGUGAUGGAGCCGCAGCUAGCACAGCCGCCUGCGGUGUCGCCUCCUCCUCCGGCGGCGGCGGCGGCGAAUGGGUUGGCGGCUCCAGUCCCAGAGCCAGCAUCGACCACGGCGGUAUCAGAGAACAACAACAGCAACAACAACAAAGCGUCAGCCGUACUAGCAGCGCCAGUCCUGGCGGCGCCCGCAGGCGUCGAUCCCUCGCCCAGCGCCCCUCCUCCAAACCAUCCGGACACGCCAAAAUCUUCUGUAUUGGCCGCACCGACACCGCAGCCAUCCGAGCCUCCCACGCAGGAAGAGACGUCCCAGGAUCAUACACUCCUCCAGCCCGUUGCCACCCUGGAUAGACCCGUGCCCCCUGAGGACAAGCUCACACCACCCGUGGACAAGCCCAUCACACCCACGGAAAAUGGCACGGGCGCCACGCCACCGGAAGCCCCUGAGCCGCCGUCCACGGCCACGGUAAUAGAACCAGCACCGGAAUCCACUACCACGGCAACGCGCAACACCAUCAUCUAUCAGAACUUUGACGAGAAUGCCAUCAAGGACAAGUCCAUACAGACGCAGAUUCUGUUUGGUCGCAAAAUGACCAAGCUCGCCAAACCACCUGCCGCCCCAGUGUGCGCCAUCACCAACCAUCCGGCGCGCUACCAUGACCCCAAGACCGGUCUACCCUAUUACAACGCCUAUGCGUACCGCGAGAUUCACCGGCUCAUACGGGGCAACUACAAGUUCAGUGGCGCCCUGGGUGCGUGGGCCGGCAGCGGAACGUAUGCGGCCAAGGGCGUGCCGGAGCGCUUCCUGAACCCCGCGGCUAAGAGUGAGAAGCAAAAGAUGGAGGAAAAGAAAGCGCAGCAGCAGCAGGCAACGGAGAGCAAGGUCAACGGUGCGCACGGGCAAGCCGCGCAACCCAUGGAAGGGGUGGAGACAACCGACACCGUGGGGACUCUGGACCAAAUCAAGCAUGUUGAGUCUGUCCAGCCGGCUUCCGCGCCAGUCAAUGCUCAGGGUGUUCAGGUGUAA
Molecule: messenger RNA, 2154 nt
Organism: Emericellopsis cladophorae
Lineage: Eukaryota; Fungi; Ascomycota; Sordariomycetes; Hypocreales; Bionectriaceae
Exons: 2
Coding region: 1-2154 (717 amino acids)
Biological process (GO): regulation of DNA-templated transcription; chromatin remodeling
Cellular component (GO): nucleus
Molecular function (GO): ATP-dependent H2AZ histone chaperone activity
Source: RefSeq, a predicted model, not a curated record